This is a messenger RNA of Austrofundulus limnaeus, 2371 nucleotides long. RefSeq names its product APH1B gamma secretase subunit (gene aph1b). Gene Ontology annotation, cellular component: membrane. The coding region runs from base 171 to 947 and encodes 258 amino acids. The transcript has 6 exons. Gene Ontology annotation, biological process: protein processing; positive regulation of catalytic activity. NCBI's taxonomy places the organism in Eukaryota, Metazoa, Chordata, Actinopteri, Cyprinodontiformes, Rivulidae. The record is from RefSeq and is a predicted model, not a curated record.
AGUCACGUGAGUACAUGUGAUGUUAGUCAGACCCCGUGAUACUUCUCGCUAAAGGAGAAUAAUAUUUAUAACGGGCUGCAUUUUGUUGAAACAAUACAUCCAGAACAGAGAAAUAUCUGUAGAUUUGUUAAAGGCACAGAAACGCCGGCGUCUCUUCCGGAGGAGUCAAAAUGACGGCAGCGGUGUUUUUCGGUUGCACUUUUAUCGCCUUCGGCCCAGCCAUCGCUCUGUUCCUGUUUACCAUCGCCCGGGAGCCGCUGAGGGUCAUUUUCCUUAUAGCAGGAGCAUUUUUCUGGUUGGUGUCGCUGCUCCUGGCUUCCCUGGUGUGGUUCAUCUCUGUUCAGAUCAGUAAUAAGGACAGUGCGUCGCAGCAGAAAGGUCUGCUCAUCUUCGGCGUGGUCCUGUCCGUCCUACUUCAGGAAACUUUCCGUUUUGCGUACUACAAACUCCUGAAGAAAGCAAAUGAAGGCCUCCUUGCUCUCAGUCAAGAGGAAACGAUGCCGAUAUCCAUCCGACAGCUGGCCUACGUGUCUGGCCUCGGUUUUGGCUUCAUGAGUGGAGCGUUCUCUGUGGUGAACAUCCUGGCUGAUUCUGUAGGACCCGGGACGGUGGGGAUCCAUGGAGACUCGCAGCAUUACUUCCUGUCCUCAGCCUUCAUGACGAUGGCCAUCAUCCUGCUUCACAUGUUCUGGGGUGUCGUGUUCUUUGAUGCCUGUGAGAAACAGCGCUGGUGGGCCGUUGCUGCCGUUGUCGUCAGUCACCUCCUUGUGUCCUGCCUGACUUUUCAGAACCCAGAGUACGUAGCCAGCCUGGUUCCCACCUACGUCGUCUUGUUCCUGAUGGGCGUUUGGGCGUUUUACACCGCCGGUGGCUCGCUCCGAAACCUCAAACUCUGCCUCACCUGCAAAGACAAAGACUUCCUGCUGGCCAACCAUCGACCAAGAUAACGCUGCAUGUCAGCAGAGUGACAGGACUCUAUCCAAAGAUCACACACACACACACACACACACACACACUGAAAGGUUGUUAAUCUGCUGUUUCAUUCUGUCUCAUUCAAAGUUAAAACUGUGGAAGUCUUCGACAAAACAAAUGUAGAUGAUUACUUUGGACCAUGCAGAGCUCAGUAUAGGUUUUGUUUUUUAAAAAACAAACUUCAUUUGAACGGCGGCACUGUUUUUCUCUCCUGAUGCUUCAAAAGAAACUCGCAUGACGACCCUCCUGACAUCCUUUGUGGAGUUUGACGGUUCUGCCAACUUAAUCUGCCGGCUGCUUAAAGCGGUUUAGAUGUGGAUCGAUCAUGUUUGAAAACUUUCUGUAAAUAAGUUGACAUAUUUUUUUUAAACCUUGCUGUGCAGAUAGUGAAAUCUUUCUGAUUCGCCAUCUUCUGUCUGAAUGAGAACUUGUCUUGAAAGGAACACAUUGCUGGUGUUUACUUGUUUUUAAUCUGGUUGUUUUUAGGCAUAAUAUCUCUUUAGAUUAUAGGAUUAGAAAAUCGUACAAAUAAUAUGAACAAAUUCAGCUUUACCUGCUUGUGAUKGUCGGUACUAAUCCUCCUGUAGGAGCCCAUUGGCCAAACGGGAAACUAAACACUGAAGCUUUUUUUUCUUCAGACCAGCUAAUGGUUUAUUUACUUAAAUUUUUACACAAAUACUUUUUCUCCCAGUGAGGUUUGAACGUUCACAUUAAUCGUGCUUUUUGUGUUUUGUUUGUUGUUCAGAAUGAACAAGUCUACUGCAUCAGAAAUUUCCCACCCUGAAUGUUUUUUUUAAUCUUUUUGCACYUGAUUUGAGUUUGUUGAUUUUCUAGUACUGCUUAUAUAAAAGCUGAUGAUUAAAACUCAUUGGCUUUAAAGUAUGUUAGAAAUGUAUGUUUUUACAUUUUGAGUUCAGUCAAUCAAACGAACCAGACCUGCAAUAAAAAAAAAUCAGGUUGUGAUCAGUCUGUUGUUGUUUGGUGUCCUGCAGAGACGUGUUCUUGGUUUGUUGAAUUUACGUUCUGGUGCGAGAAAAGUUUCUGUUGCAGUUAAAUAGAAGGACUGACCAAAACAGUAUGAAUAUCUGUCAGUGGGCUCUAAAAAGAAUAAAUUGUAAAAACACCUGAAAGAUAAAGUUGGAAAAAAAACGUUGUGUUUUGAAUGCCUCAACUGCUCAAUUUAGUUUUAAUCUUUUUACAAAAAUAAGGACCAAUCAGUUUACAUCCAGAUGUGACCGGUUGCACUUUGUAAUUAAAGGUGUUAGAUUUUCCACUCUGUGUCAACUUUAAUUUUAAUUACUGAGAAAAUAUGUUGCAUGUUUAGGCAAAAGAGUUAGAAUAAGAAGUAGCAAAUUAAGCGUUGGCCUGUUCAUUUUCACUAAAAUAAACGGAAUGAAAA